Molecule: messenger RNA, 3756 nt
Organism: Hyaloperonospora brassicae
Lineage: Eukaryota; Oomycota; Peronosporomycetes; Peronosporales; Peronosporaceae
Source: the annotation of a GenBank genome assembly
AUGUCGGAGGAAGUAAUGGACGAACCCCCGCGGAUGUCCGCCAACCCAUCGGAGGAUGGCGAAGGAUCACAAAGUGCCGACGACGCCGCGACGACCGACGAUCUGCGGUCUCCAGCAGCCGGCGGGUCCGCUCCGUCUUCAACUCGGGCAGCAAAUUCCCAGGACCACACCUUUCUUCGGGCGAGUGGUCCGCUUAUGUCUGAAAGCGCCGCGAUGUCUUCUUCGGAGUUGCUGGGGCCACUGGGUGUCGAGCGAGACGGAUUGGGCAUCAAGGGGUAUCUCUACAUGCGCGAUGAAGGCGUGACGUACCACCGCAUGAAACGCUUUUAUUGUCGCUGUGUUGGUGUCAACUUCUCGCGGUUUGCGUCGCGCGACACAGCUUCUGCAAUGAUUGCAGCAGUUUUUAGCGCAGAGGUGCAGAAGGUGGAGGAAUGGGACGGUAAAGGUCUUUGGCACACGUAUCACCACUCGUUCAAGUUGUCAUUUACGUCAGGUGUUGUGUUUAAUAUGGAUGCUGACUCGGAUGAAGACAAGUACCAAUGGAUUGAGUACAUCGAGACAGCAUUGCAAGGAACAGAGGCUGCAGUUGAGAAGUGGACAGCGCAUGCAUCAGUGUGUCCCACCAUUAUGGAACUCACUCCAGGCGGUCUCACGUUUACUGAGAAGAAAUACCAUAGCUCUCGGUUUGCCAUGCUUCGACAUUUGAGCACGAGUUAUCCUGUGCGAGUUUGCAUGGGCUGCUAUCGUGUACAACGAUUUGUGCUGUGGCUUGGAAUGUUGUUGCAACGUUUGUACAUCGCUCAAACGGAGGAAGAAGGCGUGGAGAAACCUGUUCUGUCCGAUGCCGAUGAGGAGGAAGUAGAGGCACUGAUUGCAAUAUUUGAAGACGACGCCUUUGGAAUAUCCGACGUGAUUCAGGUUCUUCACUUGCAUCGUCAUGGGUGCGAUGAAGCGUAUGCUUACGCAGUGAAUAAGCUGCUGAUGCUUUCAGCGUCCAACUUGUCGGACUUCGAGUUCUUCCUCCCUCAAAUCUUUCACAUGUGGCUAACAGUGGACUGGACGAAUAAUAACAUCAAAGCUGCGCUACUGUUUCGAGUUUUGUGCUACGCAACCCAACUGCACAUCCGCCUCGCAACAUCUAUCUACUGGCUAACCCGCGCAGCAGUUGACGAUAGCUGCGGCUGGGGCUUUGGUCAGUCGGAGCUGUAUGUGCCCGAUUUCCUGUACCACAAAAUGAGUAGAUGCAAGCUAUUGAUGAUGAACGUGGAGCUGCAGAUUUCUCGUGGUGACUGGACAUUUGAGGUGGACAAGGAUUUGCCGGCCUCUACAGCGCAAACUGCCAUCAUCAAGUGCCUUUUCGAUCCUGUUCCAUCCCUCGGGGUUUCUUGCUCCCUAGUGAUGCACUUCCAGAAGACUGCUGUCAAGAUGCGACUGCUUACGAUUGCAAAAGACGAAGGAACGAUAUUUACGACGAGAGCCCGCGCACCGACGCUAAUUUUCUUUGAGGUAGCGAGACUCACAACGGCUUUUGAUAAGAGUGCGUGGUUAUACCGCGGUCGAUCUCUCCUCUUUGGCGGCCAAAUUGACAAGCCAUGUGAUUCUGAGAGUAGUCCAAACAUCGGAGGGAUUAAAGCCCUGCCUCCUACUUCUGAAGCCAGAGUUGUUAAGAACGCUAUCGAGAUGGCCACGAGCAGCGAUAUAGCGCAAGUAAUUGCAAUGGAUACGUUUUCCGGGGAAGGGAAUGAGCAAGACAAUGACGAUUUUACAGACGAGCAGAAGCGUUCAGGUUAUGAUGACUUGGCGAGUAGCGCUGGUGAGGAGAACGACCUGCAAGAGCUAAGGGACCGUAUUCCGUCUGAUCCACCGCCAUCGCUGGCCUCCCUGGCUUCUGACAAGAAGAAGCGAAAUUGCCGUGACCGACCGGGCUCGCUGAUGAACUCAACAUCAAAAUCUUUGGAUUCCAUUAUUGCUUCUUGCGCCGAAUCAAUCAAGAGUCGACGGAAGCGCUCAAUCAGCGAAGGCUCUGGUUUCAACGGCAGUGAAAAACCACACUGGAAGAAGCAGGGCUCCAUGCCAAACGACAUCGAAAACUUCACUGAUGAGCAAUUGAUCUCGAUUGCUCAGAAUAUGGUGACUGGUUUGUUAGAAAGCAACCCGUCAGGGAACGGCACUUUUACGGGCAAGCAAGUCGUGGAAUGGAUGACAGAGAACGAAAUCGUGUCGAACGCAGCGCAUGCACUCUGGCUAGGAAGUGAACUGCUGCGCAGUGGCGCCCUCGAGACGAAAUCGAAUUUACCUGGCUCCGCCGAGAGCUUCGAGGCCAACAAUGAGACACUGUAUCACUUGAAAGAGCAAUUUGGCACUCAAUCGUCAGAGCACAGUCAAACCUUGAUGUCUGAUGCUCUUCCAAUAUCGCCACAAGGUACUAAAAAAUCGACCAAAGAGUGUAACGACUCUAUGUUUCGCACGUCUUCGCGCAUCAUGUUGAAACCUCAAGAGGUGAAGGUGGAUGUUGCCGACUUAGCUGAUGCAGUCGGUGCAAAUUUGAUCGGCACAACCGCCGAAAGCGCUCCGAAUUCCAUUUCAAAAGCUUCGAAGCCACUGAAGGACUAUCUUACGAGCCCGUUUGACGAAAGGCCUUCCAAUGCUUUGAACGUCCAUGAUGGCUCAUUUAUUUUGAAGUUCGAGCCUGAUGUAGCAAUGGCAGCAAUGGACUCAGUGGAGCAAACGUUGCAGCAAUUUGUGUUGUUACAAGGAGUCGAAAGUGCCACCCAACUAAGUGAAGACCUUCAUGUGCUGAGGGAGCAGCUAAGUAUCGUGUACGAGUAUGUCAUCGCUAAACGGAAACGUCUUCACGUUGCUGUAGAGUCAGCAUUUGGGGAAAGCUUCGAAGAAAAGAAGGAGCGUUUGCGCGAUACAUCAUCACAUGUCGCGGCAUUGCAGCCAAAGGAUUGGGAUUGCGUUGCGCUGAUUGUCAAAUCUAACGAUGACCUGCGGCAAGAGGUUCUGUGCCAGCAGAUCAUCCGUCAGCUGCAAGAUAUCUUCCAGAGUGCGGACCUGCCUCUGCGCUUGCUGCCGUACGAGAUCGUUGCAACUUCAGCGUCUACAGGCAUGAUUGAGUACGUCAAGAAUGCAGUAUCGCUUGAUGCGUUGAAGAAGAGGGGCAACUACACAAACCUGGCAGACCACUUCGUGAAAACGUAUGGUCAGGCGGAUUCACCGGCGUACAAAACAGCAAUGACAAAUUUCGUGCGCAGCAUGGCUGCUUAUUCCUUGGCAUGCUACUUUUUGCAGAUUAAAGACCGGCACAAUGGCAACAUCAUGAUUGACAGUGAUGGCCACGUCAUUCACAUCGACUUCGGUUUCAUACUCGGUAUUGCUCCUGGGGGCCGGUUUAGUCUGGAGACAGCUCCUUUCAAACUGACGAGCGAAAUGGUCGACGCAAUGGGUGGCACUCAGUCGGACUACUUCAAGGCCUACGUCAUCUUUCUCAUUCAAGGAUUUUUGGCUCUUCAGCAACACGCCGAUACCAUUCUAAUGAUGAUCGCGAUCAUGGCGCAGGAGUCGUCUUGUCCGUGCUUCUUAUCUCAAAAUCCGCGAGACAUCUUGAGCGCCACAAAACUCCUCUUCCGGCUCGACUACGACCAAAGUCAAGUCAUCAAGCACGUGAUCAGUCUUGUCCGCCGCAGCCACAGCAGCUACCGUACUCGCCAGUACGAUGUUUUCCAGCGAAUGACAAAUGGCAUUUUGCCCUGA